Molecule: messenger RNA, 3797 nt
Organism: Cuscuta europaea
Lineage: Eukaryota; Viridiplantae; Streptophyta; Magnoliopsida; Solanales; Convolvulaceae
Source: the annotation of a GenBank genome assembly
UUCAAGGUUGUCAAUCACAAUAAUGUGAAACAGAUGAAUUUCACAACGGAUAUUAAAACUCCACCUUGAAUAAAGGUGAGUGGGGUCAAAGUCAUCCUAUAGUCUCCAUAUCCAACUACUGUAGCUUUUAGUUUGUUGUGUCAAUCGUAAACAAAACCAUUUCAUUCGAAUCUUCUCCAUGACAAUCGCGUAUAUUUAGUAAGAAUCGGUCGGGCAAGCAGUGAUAUGGCGUCGAGGAGGCAAAGAACAGGCGAUUCGGUGGCUUAUUGGCUAGGAGUGUGGCAUGUCGGCAUCCACCGUACUGGCCGGCCAAUUGAGACUGCUCGCGACCAGGCAUCUCGGCAACAAAUUUCCUGAUCUUGGGGACGACGACCGACCUGGAGGCUGGAGCUUUCCUUUUCCGCUACCGUGGCCGGCAGAGCAAUACCGCCAGAAUUGAGGCAGAGGGGAACCAGUAAAAUGAAGGGAAUGACGGCAGUUCAAAGAGGUAGCGGAGGCCGGCGGUAGCUAAUGUUGAGUCGUUGACUGAAGUUUUCAACAAGCUCCAUAGCCCACAACAAGUUUUCAGCUUUUGAGUUCAACAGUUAUAGUAAUGCCUUCCAUUUGAACAUUAAUGUAUACGCCUACCCACUGCUACCAAUUUUCAUCUUGACAAGCGACGCCAUUCAGCUCUCAGUGAAGAAGAACGACGCCAUUGAAAUGGUCCUUACCAGAAGUGAAGCGCAACCAACAUCUGUUUGAGUGGUCGGAUUUAGUACAACCUCACAGCAUGUUUGACAGGGUCGAGCUCAUUAUUCACCAUGGAGGGAACUUUGUUAGUACUCCUACGAUGUACUUAGGUGGUGAAGUGGACAUCAUUAAAGUAGAUCCUGAUUUCAUAAGCUAUACUCAUCUGAUGAAGUCUCUAAAAUCAGGAUCAUAUGGGAACAUUUGUGGGCUGUAUUACAAAACACCAGAACAACCAAUGGAGAUGUUACAUGAAUUGUUCAAUGAUGCAACAACCCUAGAUCUGAUAUAUAUGGGUACAAGGUGUGGGAAGUGUGAGAUUUAUGUACAUCACAGUCUUGAUGAGGCUGAAUUAGUUGAAAUUCCUCUAUUACCUGUGCCAACUACGAAUGCCAAUGGUAAACCUGUACCCCAACAUGAUGAAGAACCUGUUAUAGGUGAUCAUGCAGAUGUUGACCAAACGAGUGAAGGGUUAACAUCACAUGAUGCAGAGGAGGAAUACAAAACUAAAAGUGACACCUCAGAAGGGGAAGACAGUGUUGAGUAUGACUCAUCGAAUCCAAGAAGCUACAAUGGUGAACCAGAAAUACAUGACCAACCUAGAGAACACUUUUGUACUUAUAAUCCUGAUUGUGAGCCUCCUAACAUACAGGUGGGAAUGUAUUUUGAAGAUGGUACACAAUUCAAGAGUGCUCUUGUUAGAUAUGCUGUGCAUGAGAAAAGAGAUAUAAAAUUUGCCAAAAAUGAGCCACACAGAGUCCGGGUGAAAUGUGGUGGUACAUGUUCUUUUUCUUGUACUGGUACAUGGGUUGAGAGAUUGAAGUGCUUUCAAGUGUCGGUUUUCAACCAAGAACAUCAAUGCAAUUUGAAGUAUAAGUUGGAGAUAGUUAGUCAGAAAUGGAUUGCAGAAAAGUUUGAGGAUAAGGUUGUUGAUGAUCCUACUAUGACUGCAUUGGAGCUGAAGAAACUGAUUAAAGCUGAGCUCAAAAAACACGUUUCUACCAGUAUGGCUACCAGGGCUCUGAGGAUUAUUCAAAAGAAAACCCAAACAGUUUGGAAAGAGCAAUUCAAAAAAAUCAGAAACUACGCAGAGGAAUGCCUACAGUCUAUUCCUGACAGUACAAUGGUCAUUCAUACUACAAGAGUAGUUCCUGAUUCUCCCUCUAUAUUUCAACGCAUAUAUGUGUGCUUCGGACCGGUUAAAAAAGGGUUUCUUGAAGGUUGUAGGAAGGUUGUUGGACUAGAUGGGUGCUUUCUUAAAGGUCAACUGAAAAGGGAGAUACUAUCAGCAGUAGGUAGAGAUGCCAAUAACCAAAUGUACCCCAUUGCAUGGGCGGUAGUUGAGAUUGAAAACAACUCGUCAUGGGCCUGGUUUCUAGAGCUUCUGAAAACUGAUCUGCAAAUCACUAGGUCAGAUUUGUGGACUAUCAUAAGUGACCAACAAAAGGGUCUUUGUAAUGUGAUUGCAAGGGUUUUCCCAGAGGCUGAGCACCGAAAUUGUGCUAGACACAUUCAUGCGAAUUGGAGCAAAACCCACAGAGGUUUGCUUCUUAAGAACCUGUUCUGGAUGUGUGCAAAGUCCACUUGCGAGGAACAAUUGCAGACUGCAUUAGCGGAGUUGGAUAAGGCAGAUAGUGAUGCUGGUAAAGACUUGCGCAAAAUUGAUUUCAAAUUAUGGUGCAAGGCAUAUUUUAGAACGGAUGUGAAAUGUGAUACUGUUGAGAACAACUUAUCAGAGGCCUUCAAUAGCACCCUUCUCAAAUGCAGAGGAAAACCUAUUAUUCCAAUGCUAGAGGACAUUAGAGUUGCAAUGAUGAAAAGGAUUGCCAAAAAAAGGAAAUAUGUCAAAAAGUGGUCAGGUAUAAUAUUUACUUCAAUUGGUAAUGGAUAAUUAAUUCCCUUUAUAAUCUGGUUGGCAUAAUUUCAGUCCAAUAAUUAACAUUGGCAGGACAAUUUGGACCUGUGAUUAUGAAUAAAUUGAACAAAAACAUUUUAGCUAGCCAAGGAUGGAAUGUGGAUUUCAACGGGGACGAUGGCUAUGAAAUUAAAAAGGGAAAACAACAAUUCAAGGUCAGUCUGAAUGGUAAAACAUGUUCCUGUAGGAGGUGGAAUUUGUCUGGAAUACCUUGUGCGCAUGCCAUAUGUGCCAUUUUUGAUAAUGGCCAAAAUCCGGAACAAUAUGUGGACAACUGCUACUCUAAGGAAUUCUACCAGAGAACUUAUUCAUACACUCUUCCACCAAUUAAUGGAGAGUUGUUAUGGCCAUGAACUCAGCAUGAAGAUAUUGUGCCUCCUGUGCCAAAGAAGAUGAGUGGACGCCCAAAGAAGAAGAGAAUCCGGGAAGCAUCUGAAGCACCCUCAUCUGGUUCACAGCUUACAAGAAAGGGAAGGGUUAUGAAAUGUUCCAAUUGUAAAGGGGAAGGACAUAAUAAGUCUUCUUGUACUAAUAAAAACACACCUACUGAAGAAAUACCAAGAGCUAAUCCGAGAAGAAGAGGUGCAAGGCAGGGUAGAUCUACUAGAGGAGGAGGGAGGGGAAGACAACAAAGUGGUUUUGGUGUGUACUACAAUCACAACACUGGUGAAACCCUUCUUGAUGUAAGUUAAAAUUUGUCUAUUCAAAUGUGGUGUUACCUCAUUUCAGCCUGGGCAGCCAAGUGAAACAGUACUGAAUGCAUGAUGAAGAUAAAGGGCAAAACAGUACUAAAUUUGUUUUGCUUGAUGGCUUUUAUGUAAUGGGAUGUAAAGACUUAGUUGUUUUGUUGGAUAAGUAAUGUGUGGUGGUAGUUUGGCUUGAAACUGUUGUUGGCAGUAUGUUUGGCUCAACUUUGUGAGCUUUUUUGGGUGAAUAUUGGCUAUAAAAUUGCUUGUACGUAUGGUAUAUGUGGGCCAGAACUCAUGCUUUUAAGUUCUCAAAUCAGUGUUGGUUUUUGGAUGUACAAUCAUGUUCAAUUCAACCCAUUCACCUUUACUAUGAAGCUGUUUUUUACUAUAACAGGUACAUAUAUAUUUAAUGUUUGGAUCCGUUUAAUGUUUAAUUCAUCUUCAAUUCAUCCCAUGUUUAAUUCCCA